AAGGUCAUGAACAUUCUUUGCCGUGCACGUUGGCCGACAGUGAUAAAGACUGAUCGCUGAACAAGUAUCGCCCAAGCCACGUAGACUUCCUUCCUUCAUCAGCUCGGCAGAAUCGAUCAUCAGCGACAAGCAAGUCCACAUCUCACGCAUCGCGUACCUCAGUCGACAAAGAUCACCCAUCACACUGGAAUAAACCACAUUGUCGCCACAUUAAGGAUCCCAAUCAGGAGUGUUCGGAAUUUCGCAGUGCCGAGUUUCACAAGACAGCAGGGCUGAGGCCGGACAAAAUCCCAAACACCAUCCAGACGCGUCCUUGCGCGUGGCAAUGGCGACUGAUCUGGACUUAGACGCAAAGCUGGAGCACCACUUCAAAGGCGACACCGAACUGCUCGCGAAGACCGCAUCUGCUCGCGCGGAAGUCAGGAAAGCAUUGGCGACGUUGCAGCAAGAGGUGCAAAAGUACUCCGCAUCUUCCUGUCAGAUCCAAGCCGAUAUCAAAUUCAACGUCCUUGGACCGAUCGCAAAGGAGCAUUUAUACAGUGUCAACAUCACGGACCGCAAGUUCGACCAGGAUUUAUUUGCGCGGACGAAGACUCUUGCUGGAAAGCCGGCAGCCAAAGGGACGGCUGGCUCGCCGGGUGCGCCCGCUCCACGAGCUUCUCAUGACGACGACGAAGUGGUGGAAGUCCGUCCAUUCAAGCGCUUACGCACCGACGAGAGCAAUGGUCAGCCGUCACCACGCAGCCGAGGUCUGGGAAGCUUUUCCGCCGACAUCACGGCCACCGAGCGCAUCGAGGGAACCCACAAGCUUAUGCAAACCUGGCACAACGAAUGGACAUCCCAAGGAGGUUGGCUUUUCGACACUCUGACCAAAGCCGCCGCAACCUCCACUACAAAUCACACUGCUCUCCUCACAAAACUCGACGUGCACUGCCGCAAAACCAACGCCGACAAAGUGCAAAGCAGAGAGGAGAAGUGGCGAUCCAGCAGUGCGACCUUUCACGAUCAGAAUCGAAGGGAGCGGGAGACGGCGGAGAAACGAAUCGAGGAGAAAUUGGAGAAGCAGCGAGAGCUGCUGGUGAAAAUUGCCGAGGCGAAUGGAGUGGAUGUGGAGGACGACGAUGAGGAGGACAAGCGGAGUGAAGUCAGUCUCGGUGCUCAGCUAACGGCGGAGCUGAACCUUGAAGCCUCACGAGCAGCGAGAGAUGGGACUGACUCGAGGAAGAACUCGUCAAUCACAAUUGACGAUUGA
This is a messenger RNA of Zymoseptoria tritici IPO323, 1252 nucleotides long. RefSeq lists its product as uncharacterized. The record is from RefSeq and is a predicted model, not a curated record. The transcript has 2 exons. The coding region runs from base 326 to 1252 and encodes 308 amino acids. NCBI's taxonomy places the organism in Eukaryota, Fungi, Ascomycota, Dothideomycetes, Mycosphaerellales, Mycosphaerellaceae.